AAACGGGGCCGAUAUGUUUUACAUAUGUGCAUUUCCCGUUAUGUAUGCUUAUUGCGGUUUUGUCAACAACGUCAUUUACACUCAUUGAUUACCUAACACACCAUUGUCGUGCGAACGAUUUUUCGGAUACCCAAAAUACCCCGAAUCGCAAUUAUGUUAGUAGCAAGUUCGUUGCGAUUUUACAUAAUUCCUCCUGGCAGUUUUAAAGUUUGAAUAGCGCACGUUGUUGCAUUUAACUAUACCUGCAAGUUCUCUUGUAGGUCAGACAACAAUUCUCGCAGAUGAAUCCGUCUUCGAGUUUGUGGAGCAACCCGCCUCCGCCCGGAACUGAAUAUGAAGAAUCGGCCGGCGAGUUAUCCAACAGUUCUAGUAAAAUGGAUGGCUCAACAACAAGCACUGGCAGAAUUAUAGAUAAAAUCGAUCCAUUUUUAAAAAAUCCUGAGUACAUAGAGUACGAAAGGUCCAGAAAUAGAACGAGAAGUCGAUCUCGCGGUCGACAUAAGAGGAGGAGAUCUCGCAGUCGAUCUAGGGACCACCACCGUAGCUCACACUCGCACAGAAAGAGAAGGUAUAGGAGUAUGAGCAGAUCCAGGUCUAGAAGUUAUAGCCGAGAGAGGCACAGACAUCGCAGUCGCGAUAGGAGACACAGAAGCUCAAGAUAUUCGAGGUCCAGAUCUAGAAGUAAAUCAAGGUCUCACAGGUCACACAAAUCCCGACGUGAAAGAUCUAGACGUUCGCGAAGCAGAACGAAGUCUAGACUAAAAUCACUGUCUGAGGAACGACCACCUGUAGAAGAAAAUGAGGACACAAAAGUUGAAGAGGAGGAGGAGGAGGACGAGCAAGAACCAAUUAAGGAGAACGCAUUUAAAAACGAUGGAACAUUUUUGGAAAUGUUUAAAAAAAUGCAGGAGGAGCAGGAACAAAAACAGACGCAAGAGAGCACAGAGACUAACAAACAGAAACUGAUGCCCUCGUUCGGUAAACGGCGCGGAGGCAAGGUCCUGAAAACUGGCAUGGUACAAAAGACUAAGGUGAAAAGUGAAGAUGCAUCAAAUGCACAGGAUGCUUGGUCGGUAUACAUGAAGGAAGUCAGGAAGUACAAAGAGGCCUGCUGUGAUGAUGAUUCCAAAACCAGGCCUUUGGUCAAAUAGUCAAAUACGUUGUACAAACAUAAUGUUUGAUAAAUAUAUAAGUUUAAAAUAGUUA
Molecule: messenger RNA, 1206 nt
Organism: Aethina tumida (small hive beetle)
Lineage: Eukaryota; Metazoa; Arthropoda; Insecta; Coleoptera; Nitidulidae
Product: serine/arginine-rich splicing factor 4-like
Exons: 1
Coding region: 282-1151 (289 amino acids)
Molecular function (GO): 5'-3' exonuclease activity; 3'-5' exonuclease activity
Source: RefSeq, a predicted model, not a curated record